UUUAAAGGUGUCAUAGCACUAAAAUACCAAAAUAAUUAUGAAAGCUGUAUACGUGAAAAUAUGGCAAUUAAUGCCCUGCAAUACACACGGAGUUAAAAUGAGUUGACUUUAUUGAUCUUGGCUUGAAUUAAAUUUUCUACCAUGGGAUGUGCCCAAGGAAAGCAGACAUUUGGUGUGGAAAUGUGUGAAGGAAUUGAUUCCUACGUCACACCGGAAGAAAAAGAACUACUUCGAAGUUCCUGGAACAUCGUUUCCCAAGAUAUUUCUGGUGUUGGAAUGAACAUUUUUAAAAAAUUAUUUGAUAUUGAGACAGACCUGAUGAAACUUUUCAAACGCAUGCUGACGAAAGGAGAAACUGGACAGGUCGUGGUGGACUCUAUUCGUCUUGAGGGACAUGCUACCGGUGUGUUGAGGCAAAUCGGGUUGGUGGUGGAAAACAUGGACAACAACUCAGCGUUGACCACAACACUUAUAGCCCUGGGGGAAGUCCACGCCAACUACAGAGUGCGCCCAGAAAUGUUGCCGUUGCUCUGGCCGGCGAUACGAGACGCUCUGAAGAUAGCAUGUGAAGACGAGUUUACCCAACAGAUGGAGCUUGCCUGGAAACAUCUAUACGACUUUGUGACGUGUCACUUGUCUGAGGGCAUGGUCAUCGCCCAUUUAAAGGGGAAACGGGAUAGUUUCGUCGUCAGCUAUGAGUCAAGCAGUCUGUUAUUAUCACCUCAGCAAGAUUCCCAAAAUUCAAGCUCUCAAAAUCAACCCCGAAAUUCAAGCUCUCAAAAUCAACCCCAAAAUUCAAACUCUCAAAAUCAAUCAUUAAUGGAGUAAAGAUAAUAAAUACUGUAUACAAACAUAUUUAAAAUGUGAAGCUGAAUCAUUGAUUUAAAUAAU
Biomphalaria glabrata is the source of this 891-nucleotide messenger RNA. Its product is annotated as neuroglobin-like. The transcript is spliced from 4 exons. The coding region runs from base 142 to 828 and encodes 228 amino acids. Lineage: Eukaryota; Metazoa; Mollusca; Gastropoda; Planorbidae. The record is from RefSeq and is a predicted model, not a curated record. Gene Ontology annotation, molecular function: heme binding; oxygen binding.